GAUUCCCCAUCGGCACCCAGCGAUCGCCAAGGAACACUGACAGGGAGAGGUCUGUAUGUAAACAAUACAGAUCUCUCCCCUGUCAGCUCCAGCAUGCUACAGGGACCAGCAUGCUGCUUUGCAUUGCUCUGCAUAGCAGAGCAAUACAAAGCAGCAUGCUUAUAUAAUAAAACAGCACACAGUUAACCCUUUGAUCACCCCAGAUGUUAACCCCUUCCUGCUCAGUGUCAUUAGUACAGUGUCAGUGCUUUUUAUUAGCACUGAUUGCUGUAUUAGUGUAGCUAGGAAUGUCAGUGGCAAUUAGUCAGUUCCUCCCCCAGUGUCAGAAUGCCAGCUGCCGUCCCACAGUCCCGCUAUAAGUCGCUGA
Staurois parvus is the source of this 367-nucleotide messenger RNA. NCBI's taxonomy places the organism in Eukaryota, Metazoa, Chordata, Amphibia, Anura, Ranidae. The record is from the annotation of a GenBank genome assembly.